GCCGCUUCCUCUUGGCGGGUGGGCUGCAGCCAUGGAGGGUGAACCUCCACCUGUGGAGGAGCGGCGGCGGCUGCAGGAGGAGCUGAGCGAGUUCGUGGAGAGCUGCUGCCGGACGCUGGAGGAGGUGACGGCGUCCCUGGGCUGGGACCUGGAUAGUCUGGAUCCCGGGGAAGAGGAGGCGGCGGAGGAUGAAGUUGUGUUAUGUCCUUACGAUUCCAAUCAUCACAUGCCUAAAUCGUCUUUAGCAAAGCACAUGGCAUCUUGUAGAUUGAGGAAAAUGGGCUAUACCAAAGAAGAAGAGGAUGAAAUGUAUAAUCCUGAGUUUUUCUAUGAGAAUGUGAAGAUACCUUCAAUUACUCUGAAUAAGGACUCACAAUUCCAGAUUAUUAAACAAGCUAGAACUGCAGUUGGGAAAGACAGUGAUUGUUAUAAUCAAAGGAUUUAUUCUUCUUUGCCUGUUGAAGUUCCUCUGAAUCACAAACGGUUUGUUUGUGAUCUAACUCAAGCUGAUCGUCUUGCCCUCUAUGAUUUCGUAGUUGAGGAGACAAAGAAAAAGCGCUCUGAUUCUCAGAUUAUUGAAAAUGACAGCGAUCUCUUUGUAGACUUGGCUGCCAAAAUCAAUCAAGAUAAUAGUCGAAAAAGUCCAAAAUCCUACCUUGAAAUCCUGGCAGAAGUAAGAGAUUAUAAAAGAAGACGGCAGUCCUAUAGAGCUAAGAAUGUUCACAUAACCAAGAAAUCAUAUACUGAGGUGAUUCGAGAUGUGAUAAAUGUGCAUAUGGAAGAACUCAGCAAUCAUUGGCAAGAAGAGCAAGAGAAGGCAGAGGAUGAUGCGGAAAAGAAUGAAGAAAGGCGAUCAGCUUCAGUAGAUUCACGGCAGUCUGGUGGAAGCUAUUUGGAUGCUGAAUGUUCACGACAUAGAAGGGAUUGGAGUAGAAGCCCACAUAAAAGAAAAAGAAAUAAAGAUAAGGAUAAAAACUGUGAGUCGAGAAGAAGGAAAGAGAGGGAUGGAGAAAGACACCAUAGUCAUAAAAGAAGAAAGCAAAAAAUAUAAAUGAAGUACUUGUACAUGUAUUAAUUAUGCUUAUGCCAUGAUAACCAAUAUGCUGAUAUAUUAAUUGGAAUUGCUUUGCAUAGGAGAAUGUUUUUAUGAUCUGUUUAGUGCUUAUUAUUUUCCAAUAAAUAUGCUUCAAACCAUGAGUACACUAUUAGGCCCUACAACUUUUGUUUUCCUUGUAUUUUAUUAGAUGAUUUGCUUCCUAUAACUGAUUUGUUCUUUUUGCUAAUAUUUGUAUCUCAAAAUUCUUUAAUUAAAAAAGUCAAUAUUUACCAUAUGUAAAUUAAACGUGAAUACAUUCUC
Messenger RNA from Piliocolobus tephrosceles (Ugandan red Colobus), 1357 nucleotides. It is a transcript of the gene SNRNP48, whose product is annotated as small nuclear ribonucleoprotein U11/U12 subunit 48. The transcript is spliced from 9 exons. Lineage: Eukaryota; Metazoa; Chordata; Mammalia; Primates; Cercopithecidae. Gene Ontology annotation, cellular component: U12-type spliceosomal complex; cytosol; nucleoplasm. Bases 32 to 1051 code for a protein of 339 amino acids. The record is from RefSeq and is a predicted model, not a curated record.